AUGGCUACGCAAGUCCCCAGCGCAGGCGUGAACGUCCCGACAGCCCAACAACUCCGUUUCCGUUCGAAGCCUCAACCCGCACCUGGGACGAAGCUGCAGCCUGGUCCGAAUGCGCGUGCGUUGCGACCAGAGGAGCCAGGCUUGCUCAAGGACCCGAACCUGCGCUUCGCCUUCGCACGGUUCAACCCGACCUUGACGACGGCGUUCCGGUUCCUCCUCCUCGUGCGAUGGGCCUCGGCGAUGUACACGGCAAUUGGAGACUGCGAUGAAGUCUUCAACUAUUGGGAACCGCUGCACUACCUCGUCAACGGCAAGGGCUUCCAGACGUGGGAGUACUCGCCAGCAUACGCCAUCCGGUCAUGGUUCUACCUCUUGAUUCACUCGGGUCCGGCUGUUGCGCUGCGAGCCUUUGGCUUCCCCGACAAGCGCGUCGCCUUCUUCGCCACUCGCCUCAUGCUCGCGACGUUCUCCUCCUUCGUCGAGGCUGUCUUCUAUCGCGCCUGCGCCGUCCACCUCAGCUCGCAUGUCGGCCGAUACGUCCUCUGGAUUCAGAUGUUCUCCGCCGCGUUCUACUCGGCUGCGACUACCUUCCUCCCAUCCACCUUCGCUCUCUACUUUGUCAUGCUCGGCACGGCAGCGAGCCUCUCGCCGGUUCAGGCGGGAUGGAAGCGCAUCUCGUUCGCUGUCGCGGCGUACGGAAUGGCAGGAAUCGUCGGAUGGCCAUUCGCUGUACUGCUCGGCGUGCCGCUCAUUCUCGAGCAGCUGUUCGUGCAAGGAACGGUCGAGAAGGUCCCGAGCGGGCAAACGGCACUCUGGGCGUCGAAGCGCGCGAGGAACCUGGGCAUUGCGCUCACACUCGGCGCAACGAUCGCUGUCCCGGUCGUCCUCGUUGACUCGGCGGCGUACCAGAAGCUCACGAUCGUCCCGCUCAACAUCAUCAAGUACAACCUCUUCCCUACUGCCGGCGCCGGUCCCGAGUUGUACGGCACCGAGCCGUGGUACUACUACAUCCUCAACGGGCUCCUCAACUUCAAUAUUCUCUUUCCCCUCGCUGUUCUGUCUCUGCCCUUCAUCCUCGUCACCCUCUCAAUCGACGCGAAGCGCUUUGGCGACUUGCGCGACCGCACUUCCGGCCAGACGCACCCGGCUGCAAGUUUAGCCAUCCGCCUCGUCCCUCUCCAUCUCUACUUGGCAGUCCUCAUGUUGCAGAAGCACAAGGAGGAGCGCUUCCUCUUCCCGGCCUACGGGCACGUCGUCCUCAACGCGGCCGUCGCGAUCUACCUCGCACGAGGCUGGGUCGAGGCGGCGUUCCUCAAGGUCACCGCCUCACCGUACAGGGCGACCCGCACCGGCCUCUUCUCGCACUUCACCCGCGCCGUCAUCGUCUUCUCCUGCCUCCUCUCGUUCGCCCGCAUCUCGGCUCUCCAUCACUACUACCACGCACCUUUCAACGUCUUCCACCACCUCCAGACCUACGACCUCUCGCGUCUCGCCCUCGUCAGCCACCCCGAGCUCGCACCCUUUAUCGACCCGACAAUCCCGCACAUCGAGUUUGCCAAGGCGCUCGACGCCUCAAAGGCUCUGCCUCUUGACGUCCUCGCACCGCUCAACCUCCGACUCUGCAUCGGCAAGGAAUGGCAUCGCUUCCCGAGUAGCUGGCUCGUGCCAGACGAGGUUGAGACGCGCUUCAUCAAGAGCGAGUUCGACGGCAUCUUGCCGAAGGUGUGGGAGGAGCCAGGCGAGGGCAAGGGGUUGUUCGGUCGCGCGACGGCGGUCGAGCCGCAGGGCAUGAACAUGUUCAACCGCGAAGAAAAGGAUCGCUACGUCCCGGUCGCGUCCUGCGACUAUCUCGUCGAUCUCGACUUCCCCGCUCGCCCCGCCUCGUCCUUCUCGUCUAUUGAGCCUCGCUACGCCGCCGAUGAGGCGCAUUGGGACAAGGUUUACUGCCACCCCUUCCUCGACGCCACCAACUCGCCUCGCCUCAACAGGGCGAUCAAGCUGCCGCUGCCUGGCUGGGACGCGAACAACAGCUGGGGCGAGUACUGCCUGUUGCGGCGUAAGGGGCUCUUCGAGGACAGCAAGAGCAAGGCGUGA
Messenger RNA from Rhodotorula toruloides NP11, 2094 nucleotides. RefSeq names its product alpha-1,2-mannosyltransferase, glycosyltransferase family 22 protein. Gene Ontology annotation, cellular component: endoplasmic reticulum membrane. The record is from RefSeq and is a predicted model, not a curated record. Lineage: Eukaryota; Fungi; Basidiomycota; Microbotryomycetes; Sporidiobolales; Sporidiobolaceae. Gene Ontology annotation, molecular function: alpha-1,2-mannosyltransferase activity. Bases 1 to 2094 code for a protein of 697 amino acids. The transcript has 6 exons. Gene Ontology annotation, biological process: protein N-linked glycosylation.